Molecule: messenger RNA, 4986 nt
Organism: Daldinia childiae
Lineage: Eukaryota; Fungi; Ascomycota; Sordariomycetes; Xylariales; Hypoxylaceae
Product: ATP-dependent DNA helicase tlh1
Exons: 1
Coding region: 1-4986 (1661 amino acids)
Biological process (GO): double-strand break repair via homologous recombination
Cellular component (GO): cytoplasm; chromosome
Molecular function (GO): 3'-5' DNA helicase activity; nucleic acid binding; ATP binding
Source: RefSeq, a predicted model, not a curated record
AUGGGUGGCAACGAUUUCGUGUACAAUGCAGAGCAUCGCGUUGUGGUGUGUCAGGAGUGCGGAACAUGCCUCGCGCCCGGCGGACGGAAAAACUGGGAAUCUCACCUGCGCAAGAAACCGCAUUACAUGAUGGGCGAGCAGCUGCGCGGAACGAUUGAGUUGCUGUCGACGUACGACCUGCGGGGAGCGGAGGAAUUGCGCCAGCAGCGACCUCAUAGAAGAAGGCCAUGCGAAAUAAUCGACGGGUUGACGGAGUACGGUGGCUUCAUCUGCAUGUGCGACGUCGAGAGGUGCGACUUUGUAACGACACGGCUAGAAUUGAUGCACGAUCAUAUGCCCAGGCACGGGAGAACAGCAUCACAGAACAGGGAAGGCAGCCCCUUGUGGGAGGCGUGCCGCCUGCAGACGUAUCUCACUGCGAAGGGUCGGAUCGACUACUUCACCGUUAAAGGCUCAUCAGACAGCGGACGAGACAGUAAUAACGACAACACUCCGCCAUUAGGAAGGGGUAUAGCGCAACCACUCCUGUACACGGGACCGCCACCGUCAGCUGCGGAAGAGACACUCUUUGACGGUUUAAGGGGUGACCUACGGGAAGCAGCGCGCGAUCUGGAAGAUAAAGCGGCAGUCGUUGAGGAUGCCGGGCGCGAUCGAGCAGAUCGGCAGCCGUGGCUGGUCCACACGGGGUUUCCGACCCACCUUCGGGGCCUCUUAAACACGGAGAUCUGGUCCUCCUUUAAGCUGCCUAAAAAGAAAAACAUGUUAUUCCAAAGCGGACGGACGAAGGUUGAAGAAAAGACUGACGACCACGGGAUCGAUGUUGCGGGCGACGACGGUGAGGACGAGGGAGAGGAAGAAGAUCUGAGGCGCAUCCUAACUGCAGCGGAUGCCCUAUUUGAGAGCGCGUACACGUUGGUAUCAGACCGGUCACCGAAUCGGAAGAUGACGCAACAACGCGCCCAAAUCUUGAGCGACUUCGCGUGGGGUGCUGGCAAGAAGGGCAAGGAUACGGCCUUCCGUCGCUUCAAGAACCCAUCAUCGCUUGCAGAAUAUUUCAGGACAAUGAAGCAGCUGCUAGUAUACUACUAUAGGGUGGUAUACUGCGAGGACGGGCAUUUUAGCCGGCCCCAAGAGGUGGGCCGAGAGGAGGAUGAUAAUGAUGACGAGGAGGCUGAUGAAGAUGGGCAUGCGCAUGCAACUGAGGCGGUGAUAUUUCCACAAGACGUUAUCGAGCCGACAGGUGAGCAGCAGGAGGCCAUGACGGAGAUGUUUAGAGCGCUGCGGGAAGAAGACCACCAAGGAACAAGAGGAGGGUUAGGGGAGGAGAGGCGAAGGAAAGACGGCAAUAGUAACGACGGCAAGAAUCAUUAUUAUGAUCACCAUGACUCGAGAUUGGCCUGCGCAAUCCGCCGGUUUUAUAUCGGGCUAAUUUGUCACGAGGUCGGGAGCGUGCCUUUCCGGUCGCCAGUGAUUAGUUUUUGCGCCAUGCUAAGCCGGGUGACACACAAGGACAAGAGCUAUUACGAGAGGGAGAGGAGGAGAAAGAGGGAGACCAAGAGCAGGCGCAGCGUUAAGAACGGCAAGUCAGAUGGUGAGGCCAAACCACCACCUGGGCAGGAGCAGUUUGGCGUCUGGGCCAAGCCGGGAAACUACACCAGUAACUUAUCAAAACUGGUGUGGGUGGCGCAACUCCUGAUUUUCGAAACUGCAUGCUUCUACAAGAGACAUCAAGAGGAAGACAUUCCGGCGACUCUGGAAAAGAUAUGCAGGGACUUCAUGCACCAGAAGAGGGAAACGGCGUUCGGCUAUAUCUUGCAGUGGCGGCUGUACCUCAGAACGGUGGCACAAGCGGCCAUCACCAGUGACCAGGCGCGGUGGUCACUAGAUGGCCAGGAGAUUGACUUUCGGGGCAUUAAGCUUCGUAUGGAGCAUGUACCGCAGCUCGUCGUAUCAGAGUACAGGAGGGCCCGUAGCCUUCUGUACGAUAAGCUUAUGUUCGGGGCGAAGGACGUCCCAUCGAUCGAGGCAUGGAUGUUACAUGACGACCUGGAUGCGGAGGACCGCGGAGGGUCAUGGUUGACGGACGAGAGAAAUGCAGAGUACCUCCGAGGAACACAGGACGCCCUGCUCCGGCAGGUCGAGCAACGAGCAGACUUGCGACAAGCAUUUGUGCGCGAUGACCAAGGCAGGACUGGAGGGAAAACACUAUGCAGCCAGGCCAUGGCUGUUUAUGAGUGCGAGGCACAAGAGUUUCUCAAAUCAAUGAUCACGCUGUUGCAUGUUCCGCCAGCACCUCCGUUGCGGGCGCCGGAGCUGCUGACCACGACGUAUGCCAACGGCGGCGGACGGCGCCGCAGCAUGCUCAUCUGGGAGAAGAUGCUCUUCAUGUACGUGCGAUAUCACAAAAGCCAGGAACAGACAGAAGAGGAAAGAGACAAUAUCCGGUUCGUGCCGUCACGGAUCGCGGACCUGCUGGUCACGUUCCUGGCGAUCGUGCAGCCGCUGCGGCAGACAUUUCUUCGCCAGGCCCGCCCUCGAGCCCUUCUGUCGACCUAUCUAUGGUCGACAUUGGACGGCGACGUUUGGCGGGAUGACCUUGUUUCGAAGUAUCUCAGCCAGGCAUGUCUGCGCGCCGAGGUGCCCGAGUUUAAGGUGGCCUGGUGGCGACAGGCAGCUGCGUCCAUUACAAAGGAGAAAUUCACACCCAAGGAGCAGGCCAACUUUAACAUGGAGGAUGUCACGGCAUCGGAGGUAAUCGAUGAGGAGGAGCUCUUGGUGGACCUGGCCGUGGCGAGCAACCAUGCGUUCAAGACCUUUAACCAAAUGUAUGCAGGCUCGUCCACGCUUGUUAUGAACACGCCACUGCACCGCGCGCACCGAGCCUCGCGGAGCUGGCGGGAGCUUUUCCGGAUCGACGAGCACUUGUCACGGGAGGAGGCCGCCGGUGAUGGCGGCAAACGCCUGCGCUCGGGUACGGACAUGGACAUGGUGCAAAUGUGCAAGAGGACAAAGCUGCGCACAAGGCCCCUUGGGAAGGUGAGUGACCUAGAAGCGGUAGCACGCGCGCUCUACAACAACCCCAGUCUGCGCUUUCGGCGACCAGGACAGCGCAAUGCCAUGUUGGCGACGAUGGGUCGUCACGCAGCGGAACAGGUCGUAGUCGUGCUAGCCACGGGUUCCGGCAAGACGCUGAUUGCGAUGGUCGGCGCGGCGCUGGACGGCGCUGGCACGACGAUUGUGGUACUGCCCGCGGUGGCGCUCAGAGAAAACAUGCUUGACCGGCUCGGGAAGGUUGGUAUUAAGACUAUCGUGUGGGAGCCGGGCCAGCUGAAGUCGGCACCUCUUGUGAUAGUAUCGGCCGAGGCAGCGUGCACAAUAACCUUUCUUGACUACGCCCAACGCCUCCAGUCGAGGCAGCGGCUGGACCGGGUCAUCAUCGACGAGUGCCAUCUCACCAUCACCGCAGCAUACCGAAAGAGCAUGAAGAAGCUUGGGUCGUAUGUGCGACAAAUCGCAACGCAGACGGUCUGGAUGACAGCAACGCUUCCGCCGAGCUUGGAGAGCGUCUUCAUACAGCAGAACCGUCUGGUGCAGCCACGCAUGGUGCGAGAGUCAACAAACCGAGCCAACAUUCGGUACAUCGUGCAGCGGUUCAAGGGCUUGGAUGGGCUGUGCAGCAGGGCUGCCGAGCUGGUGCGCGUGCUAAUAGGCAGGAUAACGGACAGGGACGAAGACGGAGACGACGACAUUGUUGGCAAUAAUAGUCACAAGACCAACAGUAACGGCAAGGUGACUGGCGGCAGGAUGUCCAGGAUCAUUGUAUACUGCCAGACGCUGGACCUCAUGGAGGAGCUCGCAAAGGAGCUGGACUGUCCGAUGUACACAGGAGACGAAGAGACCAUGAGUGACGGAGAGAAGGACCUUGCCAUUGAGAAGUGGCGGGGUUCAUCUGGAAGCCCGGUGAUCGUAGCAACUGCUGCACUUGGCGUCGGGUUCGACUAUCCGGAGGUGCGGUGGGUGGUGCACGCCGGCGCGCCGCGGUCCAUGACGGCGUUCUCGCAGGAGUCCGGCCGUGCAGGGCGGGACAACAAGCCUGCAGAGUCAAUCACCCUGAUAAGCGAGGCGUGGCAGCCGCGCAGGGCCGGCCAGGAGCCCAAAGACUUGGAUGAAGAGAUGAUGCAGCUGUACCUGACACAGCAGCACUGCUCACGGGCCGUGAUGAGCCAGUUCCUGGACAAGAGAUCGGACUGGAGGUGGUGCAUGGAAGGCGAAGAUGAGCUGUGCGCGGUGUGCCCCAGGCCUCAUGCAGAACGACGGCCGGCGAAUCUCGAGCUGGGCUUACCAUCGCCGAAAAUACCACAGCCAGCCACCACGGAUGAGGGCAGCGACGACGACAACGUUGAAGGCGAGGACAAAUGGGAAAUCGUGGCCGCAAGAGAGAUGGUCUACACCGGUCCCGACGAGGUCCUUCGUCAGGCUAGGGUUCACAACGAGGUUCUAAGACGGUUUGAGCAAGACUUGGAGAUAAUGCGCGGAUGUUGCCUUCUUUGUCGCGUGCGGGAAGGUAGACCGUUUGACCACAGCGCUACGAGUUGCGGCCAUCGCUGGCCUUGGAUCAAGGCAAAGAAAAAGGUCAUACAGGCGUGUGAGAAGGAGGGCAAGCAGUGGAUGGAGGAUUUCACGGCAUGCUUUAUGUGUUAUCUUCCGCAGACAAUUUGCCGCAGAGCGGACCCAGAGGCCGAGCCUGGCGUGGAUGGCGAGGAAGGGUUGAGGGAAUGCCGGUUCCGAGACAUGAUCAUGCCGCUAUGCUACGGCGCUUUCUUCCAGGCCGGGUUGAGAGCGCUGAUCAAGAAGCAUUUUCCGCAUCAGACGUUCCGCGAUGUUGACGAAUACAUGCGGUGGCUAGGGAAGUCAGCAACUCUAGGCGAUAUAGAAUGCAUCCAGGCAGUCUCUGUUGCGGCCAAGCUAUUAGACGAGAUCCGAUAA